GACAAAUCUGAAGAUACACCUUAGGAGGUAGCUGCAUCUGGAAGAUAGUAGGAGGUGUGUGAACUCAUGGAAGACCCGAGCCUGUCCCUUGGUGUCGAUGUGGACAAAGGCUUUGCCAUUGCCUUUGUUGUCCUGGUGAUCCUGUUUCUAAUAGUGAUGGUUGUUCGGUGUAUAAAGUUUGUGAAGAAUCCCUAUGAGGCCAGCUCUGCAACCACAGAUUCAUCCCUGAGCUAA
Molecule: messenger RNA, 234 nt
Organism: Acomys russatus (golden spiny mouse)
Lineage: Eukaryota; Metazoa; Chordata; Mammalia; Rodentia; Muridae
Gene: Ctxnd2
Product: cortexin domain containing 2
Exons: 1
Coding region: 67-234 (55 amino acids)
Source: RefSeq, a predicted model, not a curated record